Messenger RNA from Linepithema humile (Argentine ant), 2550 nucleotides. RefSeq names its product profilin chic (gene chic). NCBI's taxonomy places the organism in Eukaryota, Metazoa, Arthropoda, Insecta, Hymenoptera, Formicidae. Gene Ontology annotation, molecular function: actin monomer binding. The record is from RefSeq and is a predicted model, not a curated record. Gene Ontology annotation, cellular component: cell cortex.
UCAGAGCGCGUAUCGGUAGUCGCGAGUUGAGGCAGUUGGUGACGGGUCGCGGUCGUCUAGUGUGCCGUAGUGAACAGUUUUUUCGGUCGCCUUCUCUCCCUUGUGUUCAAAAAUGAGCUGGCAGGAUUACGUUGAUAAGCAGCUGCUCGCGUCUAGGUGUGUUACCAAAGCGGCGAUCGCCGGACACGAUGGCAAUGUGUGGGCGAAAUCCGAGGGCUUCGAAGUAAGUAAAGAAGAGCUCGCGAAAUUAGUGCAGAGCUUCGAGGAGCAGGACAUCCUGACGUCGUCGGGCGUUACCUUAGCCGGCAACAGGUACAUCUACCUGUCGGGCACGGAUCGUGUGAUAAGGGCAAAACUCGGCAAAGUCGGCGUCCACUGCAUGAAGACGACGCAGGCAGUAGUUGUCUCCCUAUACGAGGACCCUAUACAACCACAACAGGCCGCAUCUGUCGUUGAAAAACUGGGCGAGUACCUCGUGUCCUGCGGCUAUUAGUAACCUCUGGGACCCAACACAAAUAUUAAUAAUAAACGAUACGGUCGAUUAUUUUAAUGAACAGCGAAUGGAAUGCGCCAUGCCGCACGAGUCGCGCCGGAACUGCCGCAAGCCCUGCCGCGCGACCCACGAUGAAGAAGCAACAACAAACACAGACAACAAGAGAAAAUACCAUUUACCGCUCCAGUCAUCAUUCUCUCCUCUUCGACCUUUUCUUUUUUCCCCGACGCGGUGUAGAGAACGAAAGGAAAGGCAGGCGCGAGUCCACGUCGAGUACACGCGCGCAUCAUACGUAAACAACGACGCAUCCCCUUCCCACCUUCCCUCCUCUCGCUUUUCCCCUCAAGCUUACACACGUAUACAGCCGCGUUGUUCUCUUGUACCCUCCCCCGAAAAACUCUUUCCUCGCCAAAGCAUGUAUACGUACUUAAGAAUCUACGUGCAAAUCUCGUAGGCGCGUGUACUCGUGUCAUGGUGCGACGCGUCAGAGUGUCUGGAUAACGCGGGAAACGUCGAUGCAACUAUCGAUAUCCAUGCCAUUUUGCCACAUCUGUGCUCUCUAACGCUCCCCAAACCAACCCUUCCCUGGGCGCGCGAACAACGCGGGCGUCUCACACGGCCGUCUGCGACGGGCGAAACCGCGAGAUUGCGAUUCGAGCGCGGAGCGUCGCGACGGGAAGACGACGGAAAUCCGAUGGCGGCGCGACGACGAUUGACCGAUAACCGCCGUCGCCGUGCCUCGCGACGCCGCGUCGUCACGCGACGGCAUCGACUGCGGAUCUCGACGCCUUUAGAGUUUGCGAGCGGUUCUUCGACCGAAGGAAAGCGAAGCGCGGCGGGCUGUGACGCGCCCGACGAUCCUUCACGCCGAUCAUUUCGAUUAUGUGGCGAUCCGGGGGUGGUAAUAAAAGGUUUUUAAAAACUCUUAGUCUAAGUUAGAAAUUCCUAAAUCUUUUUACAACGAAAGGAAAGUUAGUUUUAGGAGAGCGAAAAAUUGCAAUGGAUCGAAACGCGCGUCACAAUUCGUCGCGUGGACAGCUUUGAGUGCUGGGACGCCGCGUCCUCCUUCAGUUUUCGCGUUUGGCUUCUUCGAAUGACGGCCGGUCGCUUUCGCGAGCAUUAAUCUCCCGGUUCCUCGCAGAUGAUCGCGCUUCGUCGCAAUUCGAGGAACGUUCGCGGAACGAGAUAUGAUCGCCGACGCGACCGGUCUUGUCUCGCAUUGCAUAUUUGACACAUAUAAAUUCGCUUCAUUCACGCACCAGCUUUAAAAUCGCACGAAGAACCGCAUAUCGACGAUCGAUCGACGAAUAUCGGAGAGAGGGAGAGAAAGAAAGAGAGAAAGAGAGAGAGAGAGAAGAGAGAGAAAGAAAGUGUGAAAGAGAGAUGAAUAAAGAAAGGGAAAGAGAGAGAGACUGCGCGACACGUUGAACUUCUGCGAACGCUUUUAUGCAGUGUUCCGUUGACGGAGAGAUGGUACACACACACACACACAAACACACACACAAACACACACGGACACAUACAUGUACACAUAUGAAUUAAGUAUAAGAAGUAAUGAUAAUAAAUAAUAAUAAACUAUUGUGUGUUAGGCUUACAGUCUUUUUCGUAGGACACGAAAGGGUGAGCGCGCGCGAAAGACAGUGAGAGUGAGAGAGAGUGAGAAAGAGAGUGUGAGAAAAAGAGAGCGAGAGAGGAAGAAAGAAAGAAAGGGAGAGAAAGAUGACUGCUAAAGAGACUGAAAGAAAAAGAGAGUGAAUGCGAGGGAUGUUUAGAGUAAAAGUGAGAAAGAGAAAGGAAAAGAGAGACAGCGCGAAUGAGAGAGGCGGUGUGAAAAGAACGGCGCUGUCGAUGUGUAGUAUUGAUAGAAAAAAAAUCAUUCAAUUCUUUUCCUAUCGUUGUUAAAUAUCGGCCGUUCACUAUCCUCGUCUCCCUCAUUUGCGCUGUCAAGAAAAUAAGCGGACGGGCGGAUGUAGAGAAAGGACGAGUGAAAGGAGGAGAGAGAAAGAGAGAGAGAGAGAGAGAGAGAGAGAGAGAGAGAAAGAAAGAAAGAGAGAAAG